Molecule: messenger RNA, 2550 nt
Organism: Ipomoea nil (Japanese morning glory)
Lineage: Eukaryota; Viridiplantae; Streptophyta; Magnoliopsida; Solanales; Convolvulaceae
Product: wall-associated receptor kinase 2-like
Exons: 4
Coding region: 42-2456 (804 amino acids)
Biological process (GO): protein phosphorylation; cell surface receptor signaling pathway
Cellular component (GO): plasma membrane
Molecular function (GO): calcium ion binding; ATP binding; polysaccharide binding
Source: RefSeq, a predicted model, not a curated record
UCGGUAGUAAUAUAUUACAUACAUUUACAUCUUCAAUAAUAAUGGAAGUAUUUGCCCCUGUUGCAGCAUGUUGGUGUUGUUUAUUAAUGGUGAUCGUCUUCCUGUCAGCCUCCGCUAUUGCACAGACGACAACCAACGCUCCGAUUGCUCGUCCAGGUUGCCCCACCCACUGCGGAAACUUGACGGUUCCCUACCCAUUCGGAAUCGGGAUAGGAAGUCAAUGUGCACUUGAUUCCGGAUUCCAGAUAAUCUGCGACACUAGUAUUUCCGGUCAACCCAGAGCAUUCUUUAGCGGAUGGAAUGGUCUCCGCUUUGUCUAUAACAUAUCAGAAACCCAGAUCUCGGUUAAGCACUCCCCAAGUAUACCAACCAAAUGCUACGACUCCAACGGAGCAUUGCUUCGUAAGCCGCCAUUUCUAUACUCAACUCAUUGGAUACUGCCCAUACAAAGAUAUUAUCACUACAGCCUCUCCCCUGAAAACAAGUUAACCACAGUUGGCUGCGACGAUACUCUGGUGAUAUCCGACGGAACCAAUAUUACUUCCUCAUGCACUUCCACAUGUUCUAAUGCCUCUCAAGUGCCUGACAAUGGGACUUGUUCCGGUAUCGGCUGCUGCCAAUUACCCUUACCUAAAAGCCCCAACAAGGUCUACAAUAUUAGCAUGCUCAGUGCCUGGAACCACACCAGGGUCUGGUCAUUCAAUCCCUGCGGCUACAUGUUCACUGGAGAUACGAGUCGGUUCAGAUUCCUUGGUGCAUCUGAUUUGAGCAAUCCUAAUUUCACACGGAGGGUUUUCGAAAACGUUCCAGUGGUUCUAGACUGGACAGUUGGAGACUUGAGUUGCAAAGAAGCCCAAAGCAGUAGUGGAUAUGCAUGCCAAGCCAAUAGCCAUUGCGUAGAUUCAGACACGGGAUUUGGUGGUUAUCGCUGCGAAUGCGAUUAUGGCUAUGAAGGCAACCCAUAUCUCACUCAAGGCUGCGUCAUGGCGUUAGACAAGCCAAUUGGAAACUUGAGUUGUAAUGAAGCCCAAAAAAGAAGUGGAUAUGCAUGUCAAGCGAAUAGCUAUUGCGUAGAUUCAGGCACAGGAAAGGGAGGUUACAUGUGCCGCUGUGAUGAUGGUUAUGAAGGCAACCCAUAUCUAAGUCCAGGUUGCACUGAUAUUGAUGAAUGCAAAAGUCCAGAGAAUAAUACAUGUAUACUACAAUGCAACAACAUUCCAGGGGGCUUCAAGUGUAGUUGUCUCCAAGGGUACUAUGGCGACGGAAGAAAAGAUGGUCAGGGUUGCCUUCUUAUGAACAAAAAGUCAAUUUCAUGGUUUAAAUUCUUUCUAGGGAUAGGAUUGGGAAUAUUUGCCUUGGUUGCUGUGGCUACUUCACUCUGCUAUAUCAUCAAGAAAACAAAUCGUGCUAACAUGAGGCUCAAGUUCUUUGAACAAAAUGGUGGCUUCUUACUCAAACAAAAGAUAGCCUCCAGCGAUGGAUCAGAGGUGACCAAAAUUUAUUCUGCCAAACAGCUCACCGAAGCUACCAAUAACUAUGCUCAAGAUAUGAUUUUGGGUCGAGGUGGAAAUGGCAUUGUAUUUAAAGGAAUUUUACCAAAUAUGCUUGAAGUUGCAAUUAAAAGAUCCAAAACAGUGGAUGACACUCAAAUUGAGCAGUUCAUCAAUGAGGUGGUUAUUCUUUCUCGAAUCAAUCACCGCCAUGUUGUCAAAUUCUUGGGGUGUUGCUUGGAAGCUGAAGUUCCUCUGCUAGUAUAUGAAUAUAUCUCUAAUGGAACUCUCCAUCACCAUAUCCAUCGCCAUACUGGUGCAUCAGAUUGGUUGUCUUGGGAAAAUCGUUUGAGAAUUGCAAUUGAAGCUGCAGGUGCACUUGCUUAUCUUCACUCUGCCGCAUCCAUGCCUAUAAUCCACCGAGACGUCAAGUCAACCAACAUAUUGAUAGACGAAAACUACACUACAAAGAUCUCUGAUUUCGGAGCUUCCAGGUUAGUCCCUUUGGAUCACACACAUGUGGCAACACUAGUCCAAGGAACACUUGGCUAUUUGGAUCCAGAAUACUUCCAAACAAGCCGGUUGACAGAAAAGAGUGAUGUAUACAGUUUUGGAGUAGUCUUAGCCGAACUUCUAACAGAAAGGAAACCCGUGUCUCCAAAUAUGAAUGAGGAGGAGGAUCGAAACUUAUCUGCAUUUUUUGUUCGAUCCGUGAAUGAGAAUAGACUGUUUCAGAUUCUUGUGCCUAGGCUAGUAAAGGAGGGGACACUAGAACAACUUCAAAGAAUUGCAGAGCUUGUGAAAAGAUGUCUUCAACUUAAAGGAGAAGACAGGCCUAAAAUGAAAGAAGUGGCCAGUGAACUUGAACAUAUAAGAUACUCUGCUGAACAUUCAUGGGCAGAACCUCGUUUUAUACUUGAAGAGGAUAAAGCGUCAGAUCUUUAUCCAGUGACAAUAAGCCCAUAGUGCUUAUGCCCGCAUGUGAUGAGAUCAUAUCAUUUAACUUUAAUCUCUUUGUAUGAUAAUAAUAGACUAUACCUUAAGUGAUAUUUCUACUUUA